Molecule: messenger RNA, 2124 nt
Organism: Microsporum canis CBS 113480
Lineage: Eukaryota; Fungi; Ascomycota; Eurotiomycetes; Onygenales; Arthrodermataceae
Product: glutamyl-tRNA synthetase
Exons: 2
Coding region: 1-2124 (707 amino acids)
Biological process (GO): translation; glutamyl-tRNA aminoacylation
Cellular component (GO): cytosol; cytoplasm; methionyl glutamyl tRNA synthetase complex
Molecular function (GO): ATP binding; glutamate-tRNA ligase activity
Source: RefSeq, a predicted model, not a curated record
AUGCCUGUACUUACCGUUGCCUUGAAGGCUCCUGGAGAGACUAUUCUCCCGGCUGUUGCGGUCGCCAGCUGUCUCUUGGAGGCCAAUCCUAAGGCUGGACUGUCCAUUCUCUACGAGGAAGUUGACAAAAUCGGAGGCAAGGGCGGAAAGGCAGAGCUCAAGCUCGACGACGGUACCUUGCUCUAUGACGAAGAGAUCAUCCCUUAUCUGAGAGACAAGUAUGAGGUUCUCCAGGCUGGAAACAAGGAGCAGGUCGAUGAAUGGCUGAAAAGAGCUCUCGAGUUCAGAUUACCGGACUUCAAAGCAAUGGAUAAGCAGAUGAAGGAAUUGGAAUCCCAUCUUACGCUCCGUUCUUACAUCGUGGGCUAUGGCUUGACAUUGGCCGAUUUGGUCGUUUGGGCCACCCUUCGCGGCAACCGUGUUACGUCUGGAGCUGUGAAGAGGUUUACAAACAGUGUUGGCAGAUGGUUCAACUUCAUCGAGACUAUGUACCCAUGGAUAGGUCAGGGUGCUGCUGAGAUGGCUGCUGGAGCCAUGAAGAAGAGAGCGGCAGCCAGUGCAGCUGGUGCCAGUUAUAACAUUGGGCUUCCUGAUACCGAGAAGGGCGUGGUUACUAGAUUCCCACCAGAGCCAUCUGGUUACCUUCACAUUGGCCAUGCCAAAGCUGCGUUGCUCAAUGACUAUUUCGCCCAUGAGGCAUACAAGGGGACGCUCAUUUGCCGAUUUGACGACACGAACCCUUCUAACGAGAGCCAGGAGUUUGUGGAUGCGAUCACUUAUGACUUGUCUUUGCUGGGAAUCUUCCCUGACAAGAUUUCAUUCUCUAGCGAUUAUUUUCAGCAAAUGUACGAGGACUGUAUCAAAAUAAUCAAAAGUGGCAAUGCCUAUGCAGAUGAUACCGAGAAGGAGCAGAUGCAGCAUGAAAGAUUUGAGGGAAUUGCUAGCAAACGUCGAGACGAGAGCAUUGAGGACAACUUGGCUCGGUUUGCCGAGAUGAAGACUGGAUCUGAAGAGGGCCAGAGAUGGUGCAUCCGUGCAAAGAUUUCCGUUGACGAUACAAACAAGGCCAUGCGGGAUCCUGUUAUCUAUCGCUGCAACCUGACUCCUCAUCACCGAACCGGAGAUACCUGGAAAAUAUACCCCACAUACGAUUUCUGUGUCCCCAUCCUCGAUUCCUUAGAGGGUGUCACCCAUGCUCUGCGGACCAACGAGUAUAACGACCGAAACCCACAGUACGCCUGGUUCCAGAAGACUCUUGGGAUCCGCAGCGUCCAUAUUUGGGACUUUUCGCGCCUCAACUUCAUCAAGACAUUGUUGUCCAAGAGAAAGCUAACCAAGAUCGUUGAUCAGGGCAUGGUCUGGGGCUGGGACGAUCCGCGAAUGCCCACUAUUAGGGGUAUCCGUCGCCGUGGUAUGACUAUACCUUCGCUACGUGAGUACAUCCUGAAGCAAGGGCCGAGCCGCAACAUCAUCAACAUGGAUUGGACUACCUUCUGGUCCAAUAACAGAAAGUAUAUUGACCCGACCUCCCCCCGCCACACGGCUAUUGACCAGGAAGACAUGGUGCCAGGCACUGUGUCCGGUGCCACCGACCUCGAGCCCAAGGAGAAACCAAAGCACCCCAAGAACCCUGAGCUCGGCACCAAGACCGUUUACUACUCGACGGACAUCCUGUUUGAGCAGGAAGACGCCAAAUCGUUCAAGCAGGACGAAGAGAUCACCCUGAUGAACUGGGGUAAUGCCAUCGUGCGCAAGAUCACCACCGACGCAGCAAGCGGGAAAGUCACCGGUCUGGACCUCGAGCUCCAUCUCGAAGGAGACUUCAAGAAGACGGAGAAGAAGGUCACCUGGCUAGCCAAAAACCAAGACCUAGUUCCAGCUGAGAUCUACGAGUUCGACUACCUCAUCACCAAGGACAAGAUCGAGAAGGACGAGGACUUUGAGCAAUUCCUGAACCCAAAGACAGAGAUCAAGCACACCGUCUUUGCUGACUGCAACCUGGCCACGUUGAAGAAGGGAGAGAGCAUGCAGUUCGAGCGCAAGGGCUACUACAUCCUCGACCGGGAGCCCAAGGAUGGUCAGCCUGCCAUCCUGUUCAACAUCCCGACCGGUAAGUCUGGAUAG